Messenger RNA from Apaloderma vittatum (bar-tailed trogon), 1076 nucleotides. RefSeq names its product solute carrier family 44 (choline transporter), member 1 (gene SLC44A1). The transcript has 8 exons. The annotation marks the transcript as partial. Gene Ontology annotation, biological process: transmembrane transport; choline transport. Gene Ontology annotation, molecular function: choline transmembrane transporter activity. Lineage: Eukaryota; Metazoa; Chordata; Aves; Trogoniformes; Trogonidae. Gene Ontology annotation, cellular component: plasma membrane. The record is from RefSeq and is a predicted model, not a curated record.
GAUCCACUUUGUGUAGCUAUGAACUACAGCCAUCAGAAUACACUACAGACCCAAGGGCCGCUAAGUUAUGUCCUAAAUAUCCUGUUCCUGAGAGUGCACCUAUUCCAUUCUUCCAUCGCUGUGCUCCUGUGAACAUUUCCUGCUAUGCCAAGUUUGCAGAGGCCCUGAUCACCUUUGUCAGUGACAGUAGUGUCUUACACAGGCUGAUUAGUGGAGUUAUGACCAGCAAAGAGAUUAUAAUGGGACUUUGCUUGUUAUCACUAGUGUUGUCCAUGAUUUUGAUGGUUAUAAUCAGGUACAUUUCAAGAGUACUUGUCUGGAUUUUAACAAUUCUUGUCAUUCUGGGAUCACUUGGUGGCACAGGAGUCCUGUGGUGGCUCUAUGCUAAGCAACGAGUAUCUGCCAGUGCUGUUGAGACUCAAAUAGCCAAAGACAAUCUUCAGGCUCUCCUGAUCUAUGCCAUUUCAGCUACAGUCUUCACGGUCAUCUUGUUCUUGAUAAUGUUAAUUAUGCGCAAGCGAGUAGCCCUCACCAUUGCCCUGUUCCAUGUGGCCGGCAAGGUCUUCAUUCACCUGCCACUGCUAGUCUUCCAGCCAUUUUGGACAUUCUUUGUGCUUAUCAUCUUCUGGACAUACUGGAUCACAGUCCUGCUUUUCCUUGGUACUACAGGUACUCCUGUCCCAAACGAAGAAGGAUUUGUUGAAUUUCGGAUGGUAGGUCCUUUGAAAUACAUGUGGUGGUACCAUGUAGUGGGCCUCAUCUGGAUCAGCGAGUUUAUCCUAGCCUGUCAGCAGAUGACUGUAGCAGGGGCUGUUGUGACAUACUAUUUUACAAGGGAGAAAAGGAAUCUGCCAUUUACUCCUAUUCUGGCAUCUAUUAAUCGCCUUGUUUGUUACCACCUAGGAACAGUAGCAAAAGGGUCUUUCAUCAUCACACUAGUGAAGAUACCACGAAUGAUUCUUAUGUAUAUUCAUACACAACUCAAAGGAAAAGAAAAUGCUUGUGCUCGCUGUAUGCUUAAAGCCUGCAUCUGCUGCCUUUGGUGUCUAGAGAAGUGCCUGACCUACUUAAAUCAG